CCUCAAAGUCGAAUGAAAUCCCAAAAUUUCCCUCUCUGGGUUUUGUUCCAAAUUCAAACCCGAAUAUGUAUGCAUUAUAUAUAAGCUAAUACCGGUGGCUUCACUCUUUUAAGGUAUUUACAACUAAGCAUUGAUUCAUAGUGAUAGAAGAAAAGGAAGAGUGAAGAAAUGGGAAGCGGGUCAAUCAAAUCGAACCCAACAAGGUCGAGGAAGAGGGUGGAGGCCACGGCGGAGGACUCGGCUGGGCCUUCUCUCCUUCGCGGCAAAGAUGGCAGUGCUUUUGCCAGAUGCGAUGGGUGCCAAAAGAAUGUCCCAGUGGCGCUCAUAAGCUUUCACAAUUGUAGCCUUGAUGCCAAAAUCAAGACCAACCUGGAGGCUCAAGUCGUGGAAAAGCCCAGUGAAGUGACUAAGAAGCCUCCCACAGAGAGGAAGAAAUCGUCACAACCAAAUGCCAAGAGAGCCAAGACUGACAAAGUGAACAAGAGCAAGGAUCCAAAUGCACCCAAGCGCCCCCUCACUGCCUUCUUCCUUUUCAUGAAUGAUUUUAGGAAAGCCUACAAGGAAGCUAAUCCUGAUUCCAAGGGUGUUAAGAUGGUUGCAAAGGAGGGUGGUGAAAAGUGGAAUCUUAUGACUGAUGAGGAGAAGAAGCCUUAUAUGGACAAAGCUGCUGAGCUUAAAGAUGAGUACAAAAAGACCUUAGAGACUGAAGCUGAUGAUGCUGAAGGUGAGGCUGAAGAUGUUUCAGAAAAGCAAGUGCCAGAGAAGGAAGUAGAGGAAGCUUCAGAAAAGGAAGUGGAGGAAGCAUCAGAUGGGGAGUAGUAUAUUUUGUCUUCUUAAGUUUAAUGUCUUCUGUAUUUGAAAAUGAGUAAAAUGCAUGUUUGGGUGCUCGUAAAUUCUUAAGCUAGUAUUGGUCUCCUACUCAAGGGUUAUAUCAUCUAGUCUAGAUAGUUACUUGGGCUGCUCCCUGAAUCAUUUCUGUAGUCACUUGAUUCCUGAAUAUUGCUCAUCUUUUCCAUUGUUUCUUGGCUGCUAAUUUACUAGUUGGCAUUUCAUCCAAUCUCUCUUUGUAUGUAAUGGCAGUUUUGUUAGUCCUAUGCUUUA
Messenger RNA from Rosa chinensis, 1101 nucleotides. Its product is annotated as high mobility group B protein 7. The record is from RefSeq and is a predicted model, not a curated record. Bases 169 to 819 code for a protein of 216 amino acids. NCBI's taxonomy places the organism in Eukaryota, Viridiplantae, Streptophyta, Magnoliopsida, Rosales, Rosaceae. The transcript is spliced from 8 exons.